Messenger RNA from Clavispora lusitaniae ATCC 42720, 1239 nucleotides. RefSeq lists its product as uncharacterized. The record is from RefSeq and is a predicted model, not a curated record. Lineage: Eukaryota; Fungi; Ascomycota; Pichiomycetes; Serinales; Metschnikowiaceae.
AUGAGGUUUCUCCGCACGUAUCUGAAAUCGGCCCUAGGCGAGCGGUUCCAGCAGAUUCUCGAAGAGCAAAUCAGCUCGCUGCUGGCGUCGGCCAUUCGCCGUGAUCCUCUUUUGUCAAAACACGAUAGGUCCAAACUUUCGCAAGACGCAGUUGAUUCUCCACCAAACACCACCACACCGUUAAGUGAAGACGCAGAUAACGCCUUUCGGGCCGCAAAGAACGAAGACAAGGCCCAGGAGACCCGGUAUGCGCGGCAGUUCCAGAAAGAAAUCGCCUAUGUGGCCAGCGAACCUUUGCUCCGAACAAAAGCUUCAAAGCAGCUUGCGGACACGAUCUCCCAAAAGCCGUGGGACGGCCAAGAACGCCUAAUAGACACCGCGUCUCGGAUGCUCGACGACUCUACAAGAAAACUUCCUGGAGCCGGACAGUCGCAGAAAAUCAUCACUCCUCCAGUUCCGUGGCCCGACCGUGUUCGGAACGCCCGCGAACAGAGCUUGGACUACCGUGUUGGCAAGUCGGAGGCGACGAAAAGCGAGCAAGACGAGUUCCGGGAAAUGUACCGUGAGCGGCUUCUAGGCCCGUCGAUGUUCAUCAAUUCCGCUCUGCCCACUGCUACUUUGGGCCUAGUGGGGACUUUAGCAGAUGCCCGCAUCAAUGCCGCCAUCGACCAACGCACAGGAAAGUUCUCGUCUGAGGAUAUGGAGUCCGUACGUGGAAAGCCGUUGGACCGCGAACGUUUGGCCAACAGCAACGACACUACGUUUUUCAUAAACGAGAUUUUGACCAAACAGGAAUGUCUUCCGCCGUGGAUCGAGAGCCAGCAAGGCACACAGCGGGCUGUGGAAACGUUUCGGCGAGACUUGCAGAAAAAAUGGUUCACGCUACUAUUGGACGGCCUAGGCGGACAUAAAGAGGCAUUGGUCAAAGUGCGACGCCCAAACUUUGAUGGUAAGACAACGUUUUCCUCGUUCCGGGGCCGCUUUGAAAAGACUCAUGGUCACUACAUUGCAACGAAAGUUGCGGCUUUGAACCGUGAAAUCAGAAACUACAAUCUCCAGUGUCCCUCUCCCAGUCUUCACAAAUGGAAACUAGUUGAGUCAAAUGAGGUUAGGAAACUGUUUGAGCUGGUCAUUGAACGGAUUGAGCCUCUCAUAGAGGAAUAUUCCCGUCCAAAAAUCGUCGAACGAAAACCUGAAAGGACGGGCAUGUGGAAACAGGUGAAACUGCUCUUCUCUUGA